Molecule: messenger RNA, 10053 nt
Organism: Xyrauchen texanus (razorback sucker)
Lineage: Eukaryota; Metazoa; Chordata; Actinopteri; Cypriniformes; Catostomidae
Product: SH3 and PX domain-containing protein 2A-like
Exons: 15
Coding region: 424-3831 (1135 amino acids)
Biological process (GO): superoxide anion generation
Cellular component (GO): cytoplasm
Molecular function (GO): superoxide-generating NADPH oxidase activator activity; phosphatidylinositol binding; protein binding
Source: RefSeq, a predicted model, not a curated record
GGCUUUUACGACGUGGUCCGUUCACGUUUGAGGACCCCCCCCCCACACACACACACACACACUUCAGGUAUACCUUCGUAGUGCACACAAAGGACACGCGCCAAUCCUCAAGUUAAACGCUCGUGCCUUGACGCGUCUAUCUGGAUUCUAGAAGGACACUAUAGAACGCGUCUCAAUUCGAAUUCAGCUGGAACGCGAGAGAAAUGGAUACCGGGAUUUGCGUUUCCUGCCGUUUUAGACCCUGUUAAUUUAAUACUCUUAUCUAUAUUUAGUCAAGGGGGAGUAAACGGACGGGCCGGGGCGCAACAACCGUACUCUUUCAUUGAGGAGGUGAAGAAGGACGGAUACGUGACUCCUUCGCGCAGAUCAUUUAUUUCGCUCAGCAAUUUGAUCAUUCACAUCGCCGAAGCGUCCGCUUCUAAAAUGCAGUUUCGGACAGUUUUGGAUGUCAAAGUCGUGGAUGUGGAGAAGAGGAGGCAUCCAUCCAAACAUUAUGUGUAUCUCAUCAAUGUCACAUACUCUGACUCCACAUCCCACAUCAUUUACAGAAGAUAUAGUAAAUUCUUUGACCUUCAGAUGCUGAUUCUUGACAAGUUCCCAAUCGAGGGAGGGCAGAAGGAUCCCAAAAAGAGGAUCAUCCCUUUUCUUCCAGGCAAAAUACUAUUCCGACGAAGUCAUGUAAGAGACGUGGCCAUGAAAAGACUACGCUUUAUUGAUGACUAUUGCAGAGCCCUAGUCCGGCUUCCACCCCAGAUCUCACAGAGUGAAGAAGUUCUGCACUUCUUUGAGACCAAACCAGAUGAUAUCAACCCUCCUGUAGAGGAUUGUGGAUCCAAACGCAAGUCAGUUUGGAUGUAUGGCCUUCAGGAAAGUCCAACCAAGACUGAGGCCUCAGGACUGGACAGUAGUGAGCCCAUGGUGCUGGAGCAGUACGUGGUGGUAGCCAACUACGAAAGACAGGAGAACUCGGAAAUCAGCCUGAAAUCUGGAGAAACGGUGGAUGUGAUUGAGAAGAGCGAGAGUGGCUGGUGGUUUGUUAGCACAGCUGAAGAGCAGGGCUGGGUUCCUGCCACAUACCUGGACUCUCAGAGUGGCACCAGAGAUGAUCUGGACCUCGGAACAUCUAGAUCAGGAGAAGUUACUAAGAGACGUAAGGCUCAUCUGAAGAGGCUGGACCGCAGAUGGACACUAGGGGGAAUAGUCAACCGCCAACAGAGUCGAGAGGAGAAAUAUGUCACCGUUCAAGCUUACGCCAGUCAGGGGAAGGAUGAGAUCGGGUUCGAGAAAGGAGUAACCGUGGAGGUGAUCCAGAAGAACCUGGAGGGAUGGUGGUACAUCAGGUAUCAGGGCAAGGAGGGCUGGGCCCCAGCUUCCUACCUGAAGAAACUCAAAGAUGACCUUUCCCCAAGGAAGAAGACUCUGACUGGCCCUGUGGAGAUCAUCGGAAACAUAAUGGAGAUCAGUAACCUCCUCAACAAGAAGGCCGUCAGCGAGAAGGACAUUCAGACCGAUGGAGAGCCCACCACCCCUGAGCGCCACAUCUCCAAGAGUGAGAUCAGUCUACCCAUCCCAUUUGCCCCAGAGGCUGGAGUGGCACCCAUAGUCAACACUGGGCAGGGAAUGGGGUCUGGAUCUAGUGUCGCCCUACAGGAGAACAAGAGUAGGGUAGAGUCGGGGUCACCUGCUAUAGCCCGGGUGGCACCACACAGAGUCGAGAUAGGCUCUCCAAACCUUAGGCAAAAACCUCCUCCUCGAAGAGAGACAAAUCUGGCUUUCCAGUUGCCUAAACCUCCAGAGCCCCCUACUGUGGAAGCCGAGUACUACACCAUAGCAGAGUUUCAAUCCAGCAUCUCAGAUGGCAUCAGCUUCCGUGGAGGACAAAAGGCUGAUGUCAUAGAGAAAAACUCUGGUGGAUGGUGGUAUGUCCAGAUCGGGGAUAUGGAGGGUUGGGCACCCUGCUCCUACAUUGAUAAACGCAAGAAGCCCAACCUGAGCCGGCGAACCAGCACACUCACCCGUCCCAAAGUUCCACCCCCUGCUCCGCCUGUCAAAAAGGAUUCUGAGGAAUCACCUUCUCUGGGGGGCUCAGCCUCCAAAGCUCCAGAAUCCCCCAGUCAGCAUGUCUACGAAGAACCGGAAUAUGAUGUUCCUGCCCCUGGCUUUGAUGAUUUGGACUCUAAAAGUUCUCCAAAACCAGAACCUCGAAAAUUUGAAAUCAAAAGCAAUCCUUUGGCUGCCGAGAGAAUCGCACAGGCCGGCAAAGCAUCACCUUUAUUAAAGGUGAUGACCUCUCCUUUGAGGAAAAGAAACUCAUUGGAAAAUGUCAAUAAGGAGGAGGUGAUUUACGAGAAUGAAGGCUUCAGAUUCUCCUCCAAUGACUUCACCUCUCCUAGAGACUCCAGUGGUUGUGAUUCGAACACCCCAAGGAGUCUCACUUUGGGUCGCAAACCUCUCAGCUCCUCUUCCUCUCCUGGAGGAGGGAGGCCACUCCGCAAGGUACCCCCGGAUAUAAGCCGAAGUCAUUCUCUUGGCCGGGCAGAGAGACAUAGUCCCAGGUCGUCAUCAGACGAAUCAGGUCGCAAUCCCAAAAGAGAACCCGUCAUGCGUAAAGACGUAGAAAUUCGGAUCGGUCAGAGUCCCUUGGCAAGGUCCAAACCUGUAGUGCGACCCAAACCACUUCUUACAAAGUCAGAGCCACAAAGUCCUGAAAGAAUGGACAUUAGCAGCCUACGCCAGCAGCUGCGUCCCACUGGCAGUCUCCGGCAAGGUGUGGUCUGUGCGUUACGUGGUGGUGAGGAUUCCGAAACGGCUUCAAUUGUGUCCUCUGAGGACUUUAACUCCACGAGGAGCAAUUCGGAUCUUUCAAGCAUAUAUUCCAAGGGCAGCCGUGGUGGGGAAUCAGACCACGAUAGUGCAUUCUACAGAACCACAGAUGCCUACGAACGAGCCCAGGAGUCAGAGCUCAGCUUCCCAGCUGGCGUUGAGGUGGAGGUACUGGAAAAGCAGGAAAGUGGAUGGUGGUUUGUCCGUUGGGGUGAAGAAGAGGGUUGGGUACCUACUUUCUACCUGAAGCCAGUCUCACAUCCCCAUGAUCUAGGUGUUCAAGAGGUCCGUGAUUGCCAUAUUGUUGAUCUCAGUGGCACCAACAAGUCCAACAGUCUUGAGAAGAACGAGCAACGUGUUCAGGCCCUCAACAACCUCAACCAGCAGAACCUGAGGAGCUUGAGCAACCCUAGUCCACCAAUCCCAUCCAAACCACCCGGGGGCUUUGGGAAACCACCUGCAAUGCUGAAUGGCUCUGGCGUACGGAUGAGAAACGGCGUUCGUCAGGCAGCAGUGCGACCACAAUCUGUCUUUGCAUCUCCACCACAGCCUUUGAAGGACGCCAAGAUCCAUACUGGAUCUUUGAGAAGAAAUGAAUCGCUGGGCGCAGGUGACCACUUGAGGUCCGGAGGUGGUGUUCGACGAAACUCCUCCUUCACUGCUGUUCGGCCACAGCCAGCAAACGAUGUGCGAGUGAGGGCUGGAACCACCAUUACAGCACCUGUUGGAAGUCAAAGCCUAUUGAUUGCUCAGAGAAAUGGCAUUCCUGUCUCUACAGUAAGACCCAAGCCUAUUGAGAAGACACACCUUAUUCACAACAACCUUCGAGAGGUUUAUGUUUCAAUUGCUGAUUACCGUGGGGAUGAAGAGACCAUGGGUUUCUCAGAGGGCACUAGCCUUGAAGUUUUAGAAAAGAAUCCAAAUGGAUGGUGGUACUGCCAAAUUGUAGAUGGCUUACAUGGACGUAAAGGCUGGGUACCAUCUAACUAUCUGGAGAGGAGAAAAUAAUUCCCCAGAAAUGCUCUAAACAUACACAAUUGUAAUCAAAAUGUAUAAAGAUGAAUUGUCUGGAGGACUGUGCUUUUGGUUUAAAAUGAGAGGGACAGAGCCUUUAAAAAGGGGUUUACAUUAAAAGUAUUGCAGGUGAAUGUCUAGCAAAAUACCUGCCAUAAUUUUAUGCCAAAUGGGUGCCUUCCAUCAUUCACUGAAAAGAGGAAUCAGUCAAACACCAGUGAACCAACAUUAAUACCAAACUUCAGCUUAGUGCCAUAGCCCUAUGAGUGCAGAAAUCACCAAACCUAUUUUGUUACAAUGUUAAAAAGAUAAUUUCAGCAUAAGUGCAAAUCUAAUCUUUUGCACUCAGAAACUAGAAACAGAAAUCUGUACAGAAAUACCAACAAUAUCAAAUGUUCUGCAAUUGAGCACACUCUAUUGAGUGAAACCAAGCAAAACUUUGAUUGUCUUUUUUUUAUUAUUUUACUAAUUGUUUUGUUUAAUGUUUUAUAUUUUCCUUAGAGAUGUAUUUCUGCUUUCUUGUAACAUCCAAACAGUUGCAGGUCAUGAUUAUUUACGUCUCUUUUUCUUUCCCAUUCUUUAAAUCCUCGGCAGUCCAAAAUUAAUAAAACAUGUUUAAGGAAAACAGUCUGUGAAAUCGACAUGCGGUUGUGCAUAGACCACCUCAUUCCCCACCUCAUUACUGGUUUUAUGCCCAAGUUAAGUUUACAAAGUGCAUCUGGUCCUACGGUUUCUGGUCAUAUCAUGAGGGUAAACGGCUUAAGGUGACAAGACUUAAGAUUUUGCUGCUCUGUGUGUGCUAUAUCGGCUGUGAUUGCAGUGAUAAUUCAUAAAUCAGGACUGGAAAAUAUGAUGUUUUUUUUCUGCAUUUUAUCCCAGGGAAGUAGUUACGUAACAUUGAGCCCAAAAUGUGAUUGCACCAAAGAAGAAAACCGAAAUGUUUGCUAGUUUAUUUUAGAAUUAAUAUUUAUUUUAUGGAUAGAAAGAAACACAGUGUACGUACUUGUUUUAUCUGGAAGAACUUGAUUUUUUGAACCCAAAGAAAAGUGCAUUAUUAUGCAAGGUUAAUUCCUACAUUACGAUAUUGCUGGGCAGUAUUGAAUUUACAGUUAAUUUUCACACAAUAAGCAGUUUAUAAUAUUUUACUUUUAUCAUUUAAAGAAUAGUAUUUCUUGCAAUCUUAGUCCAUAGUCCAAACUUUGAAUUGUCUUCUUUAUAAAUUUCCGAGCUUUGAGUACUUCCUCUUCAAAUGCGAUUUACUCAAAUAAUGUUAAUUGAAAACUGCAUCAAACAUCUUGAUGUUCAAGACUGCUGAAAUAUUUUUCUAAUGAAUGGUGUGAGCUCUUAAAUGGGUUUAACUCUACCUUAAUGUUAUUUUGUUUUCUGCUGGACAGUAUUAUAAUUUUAAACAAUUAAAACAUGAAUUACCUGCUAGAUUGCAGUUAUAUUAUGCAGAAAGUUGUUUAUUUGUUCUUGUUUAUUUUGUUUGUUUGUUGUUGUGUGAUCACACAUGGACAAUAAUGAUGAUUGAGGUGGGUCAUUUGUUGUAAAUCAAUGCAUAUAAGCUUUUAAAAGCAAAAAUGCAUUGGUUUAAAGAUGCAGUGUCCUUCAUCAGCAUAUAAUUUAUUUAAAAUAAAAUAGAAAUUAUAUUUAUAUUUUGUAAAUGUUUUUAUAUUUUUGUCAGUACAGUAAUAUUUUGCAAUGUUAUAUUGUUAUUGGAGGCUUUAUAAAAUAAUUUUUACAUUACAUUUUUUUUUUAAUUCUUUAAACUUUGUAACACAAAUUGGCUACUUCUAUAUUCCAAGCUUUUUUUCUACCAAGCUGUAAUUUUUUGCCUCUGAUUUGGGCCUCAGUUAUUUACAGCAGAUGUGUCUUAAAAUCAAAAAUGUAUUCUUAAUGAAUUCAGCUAAACAUUUUUUUCAAUCAAGUGGUUUUUUAUCGGGAAUCUGUUUUCCCCCCAGGCUGAAUGCUGCACCUUUAGCAACUAUGGACACUUCCUUUCUCAUUAUUGAACCACAUAUAAUGCCUGAUUAUUCUUAAUCAUUUCAUGUUAUUUUAAUUUCAUCACUCCCACAGAUGAAAGCAACUAAAUUUUCACACUACACACUAAUUAUAAACCAAGUAAAAUCCAGCAUUAAUAAUUGGAAAGAGCACAAAAUCUACCCAAAAUAACAGAAUCAUAUUGCUGUCUGUAAACAAUUAAAUAGUUCAUACAUUUUAUAAUUGCAAAUAUGGAAUUUGGAGGAAAAAAGCAUGUCUCUAUAGUUACAUGUUAUAUGGAUUUCAAAUAAUUGUGAUGGACCAAAUUUUAUGGCACAAAAUCGUGAGUGUUUUAUUAAAAUGGAUUAUCAUAAAAUAAACAGCAAUAAUGUCAAUAAUGAUUUUAAAGUUCCAAUUCGGGAAUAGUUUUUUUACUUUUUAACUUUUCAAUUUGAAAGUGAAAUAUGAGCCAUUGCACUCUCGCUCUCCUUAUGACGAAGGCAUUAUAGAAAUGUGUCAACUCACUACAACACAGCGCUUGUGAUGGAUGUUGCAAAUCUCCAUUAACACAAUGCUUUUUAUCUUCAUUUGAGUGUCAAACUAGUUCUUUUUCAUAUUAUUUCUGUAUCUGCUAGCUUUGUUUUAUUUCUUGUUUAUUUAUUUAAUUUUUAUUAUAAUGUUUCUUACUGUUUUGCUGUUAUUUAAUUUUUUCUCUCACUUUUGUUCACUUUUGACAUUACUCAGAUGGAAUGAGGAAAUGUGCAAUACACAAACACUCAUCUCACCAAUUAAGAAUCAAAUGAAUCCGAAAUCUAUUCAAUAUUGCCUAGUUUUGUCCCAUAGGUAUUUUGUAUCCUCGUCAAAGUGAGCAUAUUACAUCACCCAAUGUAUUUUAAAAUGUUUAACUGAAAGUAAAAAUCCUCCCAUUGAUGGACCCCAACAGUUUACCGCCCAACCGUGACUUCAAAGUGAUUUCUACUCACACCUUUUUCCCACCAAACCAGAACUUUCUUAAAGUAGGUUGACUCCAUCAAUCCAUGGUAAAUCCCAAAUGAAAUAAUGAGGAAGCAUGGGCAUAUCUGAGAAGUAAGUUGAAUUUGUCAAAUCACAGUCACGUUUUUGAGAUAGCAGCAGCAGCAGCAGCUAUAUUAUCUCUCUACCACACACUGCCAAACGAUCGACGUGUCUCUCUGACAUCCACCCCUACAUUCCCCUGUUACCAUGGCAAACACGACUACUCUAUCCUAAAUCCCAUUCAUCAACAGCAAGGUCGUUUAUAACUGUAAUAGAUCCAGGUUUAAUUUACAACAUCUAAAAAUGACAUGAAAACACAUAAUAUGUCAUUACAUAUCCUAAGUAGAGUGUAUUACAAUCUCUACUCUUCCAGUCUGAACUUAUUCAUAUUUGAAAUGCCUUUCAAAAGUCAAAUUUCUGUGUUUAUAUUGUGAGAUCCUUUGAGUGCAUUCAGUUGAAUGCAUGUACCAAAACCAAGGGAAUUUGACACUGGUUGAAAAAAAGGAGGUUUUUGAAGGACUAUCUUGGAUUUCCUAGACAAGAGAAGACAUUUAUUAGCGAAAUGCUGUCUUUUGCUUUCCCUAUUUAAAAGGCAACUUUUUUGGCAGUUGCUGCCAGUUACUUUUCCAAGUUUUCAUUUUACAUUAUUGCUUUAAGAUUUAUAUAUAUAUAUAUAUAUAUAUAUAUCAAGAAUCAGAAGAGAAUACCAAUAAGAAGAAUAGGAUCAUGAGUACAUUUGUGUGCUUGUGUGGUGUAUUCUGAGGUGGUUUGUGUAAGGGAGUUUUUAAAUGGUGGUGAGAGAAGAAUAGAGGGAAUUUUUGAUUUGAUGCUUGGUUAAAAAAGGAAACAAGGGAGGUCAGAUAUGAUUGAACAACUCAAUUGGACUUAUGAAAAAAUAUUCACUCUGAAAAGAUUGGACAAGUGUCCUAGAAAGGAAAGAGGCCUUUGCUGUAAUUAGCACUUCAGAGAAGUUUAUACUAGCAGCAAGUCAUUAUGAUGUCACAAUGGUAUUGCAGAGUCAUAAUAGCACUGGUGAGUCACAGUAUUCUCUGUAGCAUCUUUGGAAACUUGUGUUAUUUCUGUUGGGAAACUGUCUGCAACUUAAUUCAAGCAUGCAGCCUAGCCUUCCGAUGCCAGUGUUUUUGAAAACAUUUCUCAGUGCUUUGCUACACACAUGCUGAGGUUCAGAGACUCGAGAACAGCUAUGAUGUUCCAUCGCAUGCUGCUGCAAACCUCGUUACAACAAUUAAAAAGUUGCUGUCGGAAUCUGAGAGAGAAUAGGAUUCCACGUCUCUAGCACACUCACUGCACUAUAAGGAGUAGGGGCUCGCUGUGAAAUCACAUUUCGUGAACACUUGCUUAAUUACAGAUGCUCAGGAUGAACGCAGUGAAUACAAAUGUCACACUGAUUACGGAUGUCGGGCUGAUGUCAUAUGCGGAGAUAGAUUGAUCAUGUCUCUAAUGGCUCACAGCGUGUCAAGACGGAUAAACAUCAUCAAGAGGAAUCAUCUAUGUCUGCGAAUGGCUUCAUUUGCCCAGGCGUUUAUAUGAUGUGGAAUUGUUGCAUUGGGGUUUAAUGAAAGUUGUUAGAAUGAAUAUGAUUGAUAGAGGCUUGUUGUUUAGUUGAAUGAUUGAAUUCACGAAUAUUUAACAGAAAGAUCGAUCAAUCGGAUCUAGGGUAGACGGCAUAUUUAAAUUGACGCAAAUGAAAACAAUAGACAUAAGCUGUGUUCCAAAUGGCGCACUCUACACAAUUCACUCAACCAUCUGGUAUAUGAAUUUUCAAAGCGUAGAACUGUCCCAAAUGGAAAACUAAAGUUAUUUUUUUUACUACAUGGAGGUUCACUGUUUUCAGCUGCCGGAAGUGACAUUUCAAAUGCAUGUGAUGUGUUGCCACUAGCUUUAGAAUACGAUUUUGGACACACCUAUACAGUCUGUUCAAAAUGUCGCACUGUUGUGUACCUUGGUGUUGAUCUUUGAGCCGGCAAAACAUCAAAAAUACAAUACCAGUCAAAACACACCUUCAACACACCAACUUAUUUUUUACUAUCAUUAUUUUCACAUUGUAGAAUCACAAAUGGAUGUAUGGUAAAUAUGUAGUAACCAAACUUAACCAAAAUGAAUAACACGCAACCUACUGAACGGACUAGUUCAAUCCCUCACAGCAUUCAUUCACGUACAAUUAAAUAUGGUGCCUACCUAGACUAAGAUACAUAAUCUGAUACACUAGCAUUUAAUGUAAUCAGGAUGUGUGCUAGAUUAGGCCUAUUUUAGGAGUGAAUUUGGGUGGAGAAAGUUGUAUGUUUGUGGCACUGCAUUAUAAGUGCUUAGCAGGAGUUUCAGUACGUUUUAUGUUUUGUUUUUCAUGUUAAUUUGCAUUUACGUGUAUGUCCCAGAUAUAAGAGUGCUUGGUUUGAGUGAGCAGGCCAUGUUCCUUCUCCACAAUGGUUCUCAUCAAAGUGUUGCAUCUGAUUUCUCACUGUUUUCUGUUGCCGUCUUUGUGCGGCUCUCUGCUCCAAUUACCAUUCCUCUGCUCUUAAUUAAGUCAUGGAAAUAACAGCACAUGGGGCCAGUAUCAUCUUACUUAAAAGCAAUCAAUGACUGAGUGUUUUGAUAAGUGUGUCCUCUCUGAAAGUUACAUUUAUUGAGGUUUGCUUUUAUCAUGCUGCGACUUAACGUCGUGCCCCAUGUCUGUCUCCUCACAAGGGUUUUUCAUUAUUUUGUAUUUUCUAAAUCGCAUAUCAUAGAUUUAUGACAGCAAAUCCUUGGACAGCCUUCCUGAACUUUACUCCAGUCCUUCAAAAAGACAUUUUUGAUAGUAAUCAAAGUAAUUUUUCAACCAAUGUCAGAUUCUUAAACAAGAAAGGACAAUGUACUGUAGAUGGCAGUCAAACCAAGUGGGAUUCUGCAAUCUUCUGUUACAGAUCAUUGGACAUAAAGUAUGUUUGGUUGCAUAUUUGAAUUUCCCUCUUGCCAUCAGAAAUGCAUUAAAAUGCGUGCCCUUAAAAUUUUUUGAGAGAAAGCCUUGCAUUGAUAUUAUUCAGCGCUCAGCCAAAUCUACAUUUCAUAUGCAUUUCUUUUAAAGAUAAGUGGUCUACAGCUUCAACUUUUAAUUUUCAGCAUUAUUAUGUUUUUUAUCUUUUUUGUUGUUGUUUUUGUACCUUUUUAUGUUUACAUUGUAUCUUGCAUUGUCCUAAAGGAAAACACAAUAAAAUGUAUCCU